GCGCGCCAUGCCGGCAGCCGCUUCUCCUGCUCUGGCCUGUCCGCGGCGACCAUGGCCGCUCGCCUGCUGCGAGGACUUUCCGCUUUACAGAGUCUCCCGCGAGCGGGGCAGGGGGCUGCCCGCAGCGGCGCCUGGCUUGGCUCCCGGGCAGCUCACAGCGACAGCUCUGAUAAAGAUGUGGGCUCUCUGACAAGAUACGAUGAAUCAGCCGUUACCACUGACUGGCAAAAGAAAUUGACUCCGGAGCAGUUUUAUGUCACCAGGGAAAAAGGAACUGAAUUGCCUUUUAGUGGAAUCCAUCUGACUAAUACAGAGCCUGGGAUGUACCAUUGUGUAUGCUGCAACACCCCGCUGUUCAGCUCAGAAGCCAAAUACGAUUCUGGCACAGGGUGGCCAUCCUUUUCAGAAGCUUAUGGGACCUCUGGAACAGAUGAAAGCAAAACUAAUAUCUUGAGACGGCCUGAUAACUCAUCCGGAACAAGGCGCACCGAAGUCAUCUGCAAACAGUGUGAUGCCCAUCUGGGCCAUGUGUUCAGUGAUGGUCCCAAGCCAUCUGGGCAGAGGUUCUGCAUCAACAGUGUUUCGUUAACAUUUAAGCCAAGUUCAAGCCAGUGAGACUCGCUUCUUCACAACCUAUGUGUUGAUGGUGCUUUGAUACUCAGCUCUCUCUUGCUACAGGGAGCUUCCUGGAAAUCACAUUGGAAACUAGAUGGCUGUAACUAAUGAGUCUAUUCUGUGUUUAUAUAGAGAGGAUAAGUACCUAGUAUGCCUGUGGCCAGGGCCAACACAUUGAUGAGACGUGUGCUGUACCUACUGUGUGGUGGAAUAGUACCAUGUAGCCGGCCAGAUCUGCAUCUCUCUGUGCAUUCUUCAUAUGUAAGCAGAGCUCUUUACAUGUAGAUUAUGCCAUUAGAUCAAGCACAAACAGGAGAUCAUGCAUAAAGCAUCCAUCUGUAGGCUUAUCAGUCCAUUCAUAGGUUUUUUUAGUUGAUUCCUUUCCUGGUUGCUGGUCGGUACAGUAAUCAAGUACAUGAAAAUGUGUGUGCAGAUUUCCAGAACUUGAAUAUAUUGUGUGUCUCUUAAAUGCAACUUAGCUUUAAGAAAUAAAAUAACCACUCAAUAUUA
This is a messenger RNA of Varanus komodoensis (Komodo dragon), 1125 nucleotides long. RefSeq names its product methionine sulfoxide reductase B2 (gene MSRB2). Gene Ontology annotation, cellular component: cytoplasm. NCBI's taxonomy places the organism in Eukaryota, Metazoa, Chordata, Lepidosauria, Squamata, Varanidae. The record is from RefSeq and is a predicted model, not a curated record. Gene Ontology annotation, molecular function: peptide-methionine (R)-S-oxide reductase activity. The transcript is spliced from 5 exons. The coding region runs from base 52 to 615 and encodes 187 amino acids. Gene Ontology annotation, biological process: response to oxidative stress; protein repair.